AUGUUACUUGUUACCUACGCCAGCGACCAGUUCCCGCAUCUAUCGAUUGUGGAGCGGUUUUGGUGGGCGCACUACGCUUACUGGCAGAGUGGCGCCGUCGCGACGGGCCUCUUGACCUUUUGGUCUCACGAGGUCGUCUAUUUUGUUCGAUGCCUUCCCUUGAUCGUCGCGGACGCCCUUCCGAGCCACUUCUUGUGCUGCAAGAUUCAGGAAGCGAAGCAGCCGUCGGCCGCCCAGCAGUGGGGGUGUACCAAGUUUGUCCUCCUCAUCCACUUUCUUGUCGAGAUGCCCCUCAUCGUCCUCUUCCACCCCCUGUGUGAGCUCGUCGGGCUCAACAUCCAGGUACCCUUCCCGACCUGGGGUGCCAUGGCCGCCCAGCUGGUCGGUUUCUUCGUCCUCGAGGACGCAUACCACUACUGGGUCCACCGUUUCCUGCACUGGGGUUCCAUGUACCGCAAGGUGCACUGCAUACACCACACCUACGCCGCACCCUUUGGCCUGGCCGCCGAGUACGCGAGCCCGUGA
Messenger RNA from Colletotrichum destructivum, 525 nucleotides. Its product is annotated as Putative fatty acid hydroxylase. The transcript has a single exon. The record is from RefSeq and is a predicted model, not a curated record. The coding region runs from base 1 to 525 and encodes 174 amino acids. NCBI's taxonomy places the organism in Eukaryota, Fungi, Ascomycota, Sordariomycetes, Glomerellales, Glomerellaceae. Gene Ontology annotation, molecular function: C-4 methylsterol oxidase activity; iron ion binding. Gene Ontology annotation, biological process: ergosterol biosynthetic process. Gene Ontology annotation, cellular component: endoplasmic reticulum membrane.